CUUUCGUAACCACUCUUUGCUUGUUUGCGCGAUUUCCAACUUGCCCAUGGUGUUUCGAAAAUAUUUGUAAUAUAUAAAUACUACUCACAAAACAAUCUUUUCUUUAUUUCGAUAUGGGAGACAGUGAAUAUCCGUUCAAAGCGGAAUACGCAAAAAGCAAUCGCGCUAGUUGCAAAAAAUGCUUCAAAAACAUAGGAAAAGACAGUUUAAGAUUAGCUAUAAUGGUUCAGAGUCCCCAUUUUGACGGAAAGACGCCUAACUGGUAUCAUUAUAACUGUUUUUGGGAACGAGUUAGAGGGUUACUUUCUGUGAAUCAAAUUCAUAAUUUCGAUGCCCUCAGAUGGGACGAUCAGAAAAAGAUUAAAGACAAAGUGUCAGGUUCAGCAGAUGGUGAAGAUGGUGCUUAUAGUGGCGAAACGAAUUACAAAGAUUUUCUGAUUGACUAUGCUAAGUCCGGAGCGAGUGUCUGUAGGGGAUGUGACAGCAAAAUUCCAAAGCAGGAAGUUAGAUUGGCUAAGAAGGACUUUGAAUCGCAAAGAGCUAGAAUGUACGGACCUCAGAAUAUGUGGUAUCAUCAAGAUUGCUUUGUUGAAAAUCGGGAUGAUCUUGGAUUUUCAACUGAGAUGCAGCCAGAUCAGAUACCCGGUUACAAGCAAUUAGCAAAAGAGGAUAAGGAAACGCUAAUCGAGAAAUUAGGCAAAGGCGUAAAACGAAAAGCAACCGGCGGCACUGAAGCGACAAAACCUAAAAAAGUUAAGAAAGAGAAAGAAAAAGAGGAAAAGCCCGAGGAAAAGAAAUUAAGAGAGCAAUCUGAGAUGUUGUGGGCCAUAAGGGAUAAAUUGUCGAAUGAAGUUUCGAAUAACGCUUUAAAAGGCCUUUUGGAAUACAAUAAUCAGGACGUUCCAUCAGGGAACGAUAAUUUAUUAGACAGAGUUACUGAUUGUAUGGCAUUUGGGUUGUUGAAAAAGUGUCCUGAAUGUAAAGAAGGUCAAUUGGUACACAGUAAAUACGGUUAUUCAUGCCGUGGUAAUAUUUCUGCUUGGACGAAGUGUCAGUAUAGAACUUCUGAACCCGAGCGGGAUAAAUUUGAAAUACCAGAGGAUUAUCACGAUGUUGAAUAUUUUACUGGGAAAAGUUGUUACCGAUGCACUGGAAACUUUUCAGGCUUUACUGCCUGUAGUUAUACUACGGUUACGCCUGAAAGAAAACCUUUUAAAAUCCCUGAGGAGUAUUUAGACGCCGAUUGUUUGGCUAAGUACAAGUAUAAGAAGCGGACAAGAGUGUUUCCACCUGCUCCUAAAACGGCUGUCAACGCAGGAACUGAUGCAAAUGUUGAAUUACCACUUAAGGGAAUGACUUUCGUUAUUGGAAAAACUACAAAAUCCAAAGCCGAAUUGACUAAAGAAAUUAAAGAUCUGGGUGGUACAGUUGCAACUGCAGUGGACGAAAAAACAUUUGCAGUCUUUAGCAAUGAGGCCGAAGUAAAGAAAAAUUUAAAGGUUAUUAAAGAAGCUAAAAAGAAUAAUAUACAAGUUGUUAAAGAGGAUUUCUUAGAAGAGGCUAUGAAAGUCGACCCUGUUUCUUUGAUUGACAAGCAUAAACUUUGCGAUUGGGGAGAUGAUCCAAAGCAAAGAAUACAGAAACCCAAAAUUAGAAAGUCAAUUAUGGAGAAACAGAGAGAGAAGGAUGAGAAAAUGUUCUCUGGGGCUGAAAAGACAAAAAUGAAAGUGAAAGGAGGAGCAGCUGUAGAUCCCGAUUCAGGACUCGAAGAUACCGCUCAUCUUCUACAAGAUAAGGGGGAGCCUUACAAUGUUGUUUUAAAUAUGGUUGACAUUCAAAAAGGGACCAACUCUUACUAUAAACUUCAAAUAUUAGAAUCUGAUAAAGGGAAAUUAUUUUGGGUUUUUAGAGCCUGGGGUCGUGUUGGAACAACAAUAGGCGGUAAUAAAUUAGAUGAAUUUCGAUCAAAGGACAGAGCAAUUGACAACUUUACUACAGUUUAUUACGAGAAAACCGGAAAUGAAUGGUCAGAGAGAAAAGAUUUUCAGAAGAAACCGCGAAAAUUUUAUCCUAUUGAAAUUGACUACGGCGCCGAAGAUGAAGAUAUUGAAGUUGAUCUAUCUGGGAAAAGUAAUUCGAAAUUGGCGAAAGAAAUUCAAGACAUUAUACGCCUAAUUUUCGAUGUGGAAAGUAUGAAGAAGGCUAUGCUCGAAUUUGAAAUUGAUCUAAAGAAAAUGCCGCUUGGAAAGUUAUCUAAGAAACAGAUCGAAGAUGCUUAUAAAGUACUUAACGAGCUUCAACAUUUAAUAGACACUGGCGGAAGUCCUACACAAUACUUGGACGCGUCGAACAGGUUUUAUACACUAAUUCCACAUGAUUUCGGUUUAAGAAAACCUACUGUACUAAAUACGGUAGAUAUUAUCAAGUCAAAAAAUGACAUGUUGACCAAUUUACUAGAUAUUGAAGUCGCUUACAGCCUAUUGAAAGGAGGAAAGGGUAGUGAAAGUGACCCCAUUGAUGUUCAUUAUCAAUCUCUCAAAACGGAUAUGGAAGUUUUGAACAAGGAAUCUUUAGAAUUUAAGCAAAUUGUCGAUUACGUUCGUAAUACCCACGCUGCUACACACAACCAAUAUCAAUUGGAAGUUAUAGAUGUACUUAAAAUAGAUAAACACGGGGAAGAUAAAAGAUAUAAACCAUUCAAAGAUCUGCACAAUCGUCAACUUUUAUGGCAUGGUUCAAGGACCACUAACUUUGCUGGUAUACUUUCCCAAGGUCUACGUAUAGCUCCACCAGAGGCGCCAGUUACCGGUUAUAUGUUUGGAAAGGGUAUCUAUUUCGCUGACAUGGUAUCAAAAUCUGCUAACUACUGUCGAACGUCUAAAGCAGAGCCUACGGGCUUGUUGCUGUUAUGCGAAGUAGCUCUCGGUAAUAUGUAUGAAUGUAAGGCAGCCGAAUACGUUACUAAUUUACCUAAGGGCAAACAUAGUACAAAAGGAAAGGGGAUGACCGUUCCAAAUCCAGAGGAUAAGAUUAUUACAGGAGACGGAGUAGAAAUUCCUCUAGGAAAAGGUACAAAUUCAAAAGGAGAAAGAACCAGUUUAUUAUAUAACGAAUACAUUGUCUACGAUGUUUCUCAAGUAAGGAUGAAGUACCUAAUAAAAAUGGACUUCAAAUUCAAGUGGUGA
Messenger RNA from Dimorphilus gyrociliatus, 3185 nucleotides. The record is from the annotation of a GenBank genome assembly. Lineage: Eukaryota; Metazoa; Annelida; Polychaeta; Dinophilidae.